UGGGGACUGGUAGGCGUUGGACAGGCAGUUGAAGCGAUCGGCGAUGGACGCACUGUACGCCCAGAAGAACGAAGAGUUGCAGAAAAAGAUUCAACAGAAACACGACGAAAGCGCACGAAGACAUGAGGAGAGUUUGGCGCAAAUCCGUCAGAAAGCACUGGAGCUGUCCGUCCGCAAGUCCUCGACCGUUGGCAACGACGACGCGCCGGUAUGCGAGCCGUACGACACCUGCAAAAUGUGUCAGUUGUGUCAAGUGAUGAUCAAAUCGGAGGUGUUUUUGUUCGGACACUUGAGAGGUAAGCGACACAACGCCGCCAUAUGCGAGCAAAACGGUGGUAAAGUGCCCACGAAUGAGGAGUUGGAGAACUUUAACGUGAAAUACAUAGUGGAGGCGCCGGUAGACGCGGACAAGAAGUCCAUUCAGAGCUGCGAUAACGAGAGACUGAAAGCCGCGCGUAAGAGGAGUAAGAAAUUGAGGCAACGAUUGGCCGCAAAAGCGGUUCAAUUCGAGCAAAAUGUCGGCCAAAAGGGUUCACAACCGGCGCUGUCGUCCAAAAGCAUUCAAUCCGUGAAUAAGAAUAAGAUUUCGAAGAUUUUUAAGGACUUGUCGACACUGAGCGCCGACACCCAAAUCACGGGCCACUGGCCCUCGAAUAUGACCCACAGUUUGGAGCGGAAUCUGAAUGAAUUGGAAAAACUUUUUCGCGGGAAAGGCGUCACGGAUUCGCUGUAUUUCCACUCAUUAAACGGCACCCAAUUGUUGACCAAAAUGUUGUCCCGUAUUACGAACGGCACGAAAGAGAGGCCGACGUCCCUAACGGACCGCUCGAACGCCAAGUUGGCCGCCGUUUACGAACUGGUAUGCAGUCAGCACUGGGAUGUCAGCGACUAUGUCCUGCAGUCCAACCUCAUGAUGGAGUUGUUGGACAUACUGUCGCGGGACGUGGAGCUGAGGUGCAGAUACUGGGCCUUCCUAUUCGAUAACCUGAACCGCGCGGUGGACGAGAUCUACCAGAACUGCGAGUCGGACGAGUCGGUGGUGGAGUGCAAGGAGACGCUCAUGGUUUUGGACAACUAUAGGCGCGAAUUCACGGCACUUAUCGAGUGGCUCAACCUCAAGAGCGACUACGAGUCCACACCGCAGAGGGACAGACCCUCGUCACUGGCCUGGGAGGUCAGGACCUCCAUGACCUCCAAUCAGAUGAUCUAUUGGAACAGGUUUUUCGGCAGGAAUUCCGAAGUGACCACUAAUAGCGUGAAUACAUCGCCGCAGAAGUCGUUGAAUACGACCAAUAAAACUAAGGAUCAGAUGAAUGGCGGCGAAGAGAAGGAGAAUAAUUCGCCGGAACCGGUGGUCAACAAAGACACCAAUGGAUCAGUUGCUGACAAUAAUGUCAAACCGGUGGCGCCGUCCGUGAGAAGGAUUGCCGAAGAGUCCGAUGCAAAGCCUAUUGUCUCGCCUAAGGCUACGAUCAAGUCUUCGGUGUCCACUCCAACGCUCAAUACAGUCACCACUUCCUCGACGUCGAAGCCAUUGAAUCCAUUGGCUCAGACAUUCAAAUCUCGUUUACAUCCGAUGGCGCCGACCAGUACGACAGCGCCGGCACCUAAGGCCGUGUCCACCGCAGCACCGGCUGCUCAGCAGAAGCCCAUACUCAUAGUGCCGACUACUGCCGCCACCGCCGCCCCCACUGUUAAGAAGUCUACGUCACAGACAAUAGUCUCUGAGAACAAGUCGGCGCCUAAACCGGUGUCCACUCAACAGACCACUGCCCUGAAGACCAGUUCCGCACCGAUCACUACAACAAAUCUCAAGCGCACAGUCGUCUCGACACCCAAUCUAUCUGUAAUUAAUGGUAAUCACAAUACCGGUGCGAAUAAUAGUAACAAUAAUCGCAAUAAUAAUGGGAAUAAUACUCAACGGAGAGUGGAGUCGAAGGGAACGGUAGGUUCGGUGAUGAAUAAGUCGUUCGCCAGAGAGACCAAUGCCUCGAGAGCUAAAAGCGUGCGAAACACCGAUAGUAACAAUAAUAGUAGGAAUGAGUGGAAAGGCCUACAGAGGAGUCAGUCAAACAUACUGUCCACUCGUAGUACGAAUGUUAGACAAAAUACCAAUAAUAAGACAAAUAGUAAUCAAUUGAUUGUAAAUAACAAUAAGACUAAGAAAGUGAAGGACGCGGACGGGUGGGAAGUGGUGGGCAGUCGGGGCCGCCAGAGGUUUAAGGUGUCGCCGCCUAAAGUGAUUAUCUUAGAGGACGACUCAGUGGUCAAGACGACGGCCGACGGAACGGUAUACGCGGUGACGGCGUCCGUGCAGACCACUGACGGCUGGGACCCCAUGACGUUGAGCGGCUCCUGGAGUAGUGGCGGGGCGGGUAUGGACUCGAGUACGGAGGGGUUGCGGACCCCCGGGAGGGCGUUGAAGAUUCACGAGAAGCUGUCAUCCCCCUCGAGGAAGCGGAAUGUGUCGCCCACGGAGUCUAUUAAGAAACACGAGGAGAAGUUAGCCAAAGCACAGGAGGCCAGGGAGAAGCUCCUGGAGGAAAGGGCGCAGAAGUUUCAGGGUAUCAUCAAAAAGGCAGAGGAGAUGAAGGCGUGGAAAGAGGAACAACAGCUGCAAAUGAAGGCGUCGAUGGAACUGAAGCAUCAAAGAGCCGAAGAGAAACGCCAGCAACAGCUCAACCGAAUCGUACGGAAAGCACACGACGAGGACUCGAAGGUAAACGAGAUUCAGUUCAUCAACUCAUUGGAGGCCCAGAACAAGAAGUACGACAUUUUGAGCCGCGAGAAGGACCGGGAGAUGCGG
Oppiella nova is the source of this 2806-nucleotide messenger RNA. Lineage: Eukaryota; Metazoa; Arthropoda; Arachnida; Sarcoptiformes; Oppiidae. The record is from the annotation of a GenBank genome assembly.